AUGCACCGUUCACCGGCAGCCAAGAACCUGUGCAAUCAGAUUUUCCGGUACCGGAGCCAGCUACGGCCGGAGAGGAUUCCGCCAUGCGACGUGUUCGUUAACCACCGGGGGAUUGACACGAAGCGGAACGUCGCCGGGCUGCUUUACGACCACCUGAGGAGGCUCCGGCUCCGGCCGUUCUUGGACAGCAAGAAUAUGAAGCCCGGCGACAAGCUUUUCGAGAAAAUCGACCCGGCGAUCCGGAACUGCAAGGUUGGGGUCGCCGUUUUCUCGCCGCAGUAUUGCGAUUCUUAUUUUUGCCUGCACGAAUUGGCUCUCAUGAUGGAGUGCAAGAAGAGGGUUAUCCCCAUUUUUUGCGACGUAAAGCCUUCGGAGCUCGCCGUCCGGGAUAGCAUGGCCCGGAUUUAUCCGGCUAAGGACAUGGACAAAUUCCGGCUGGCUCUUCAGGAAGCCAAAUUCACCGUCGGACUCACGUUUGAUACCGUUAAUGGGGAUUGGUCGGAAUUCUUAACGAGUGCUACAGAAGCGGUGAUAAAGAACAUAAUCGAGGUAGAAGGAGACAAGAUGAGGAGCAAACGGAUGAAUUCUUGGCAUCAAAAGAAUGCGAUGAGGUAA
Molecule: messenger RNA, 615 nt
Organism: Ipomoea triloba (trilobed morning glory)
Lineage: Eukaryota; Viridiplantae; Streptophyta; Magnoliopsida; Solanales; Convolvulaceae
Product: TMV resistance protein N
Exons: 3
Coding region: 1-615 (204 amino acids)
Biological process (GO): signal transduction
Source: RefSeq, a predicted model, not a curated record